GCAGCCAGCACGGGCGAGCAGCGCCAGAGAGGAUAAUGGUGGUCGCGGUGUCGAGACGGGGCGUCGCAUACGAAGUGUAGUGUAGUUUCCUAGUUAUAAAACACCGGCUUGCGGAAUACAGCACGACGCCGAAUCUGCGGGGUGCAUCGCGACGACCGACCACGCAGCGAACGCAUGCUAGAUGUCUACGAUGUCGGAUCGCAAGGCAGAAUUAGAGCGGAAGAAGGCGAAGCUGCAGGCUUACAGGGAGAAAAAAGACCGCCUGAAGCGCGAGAAGGAACUGAAGGAUGUGGAGGAAGCGACGACGCGGAUGGGAGGCACGUCCGACCGACGCGAUCUGGAUGAAAUGCUAAGUUCCCUGGGAGUUGCGCCCGUCUCCGACGUGCUCUCCAGCCUCUCCACCGUCAACUCGCUCACACCCGACCAGAGCAUCAACCAUACGCCCGACUCUUCCCUGCAGCCAAAUAGUUUACCCAAUAAUGUACAUACUAGUAAGAAGAAAGCACCGCUCCUGAGUGUGGUCUCCGUGCAGAAUGUGAACAUCCCGCCAGCGGAGGUCGUGCACUACACGAAGCAGACGCAGACGACGGCUUCCGGACAUGAGCGCGACGCGGGAACGUCUGCAGUUCUAACAAAGUGCUACAUGGAGGAUUGGUGGAGGCCGCGCAAAGCUCAUGCAACCGAUUACUACGGUUAUUAUCGAGACGAAACAUUAUACUACGCAAAGAAAAGAGCCCCUAUGCAAACUGAUGAACAUGUAUUUAUUUCUUUUCCCCAUCAAGACGAAUACAAUCUAAAUCCGGGUUUAGAAUGGGAGGACGAGUUUACAGUUUUGACGUAUGACGACCCACAAGGCGAGGACGAGGAGGGCAGCCUACCGCAUCUCGGCGGUUUCGGCAGCAAGCUGCCGCCGGGCAUCCUUCCCCACGGUCUACCCCAGGUCAAGGAGGUGCAGCCAGCCGUCACUGCGAUGGAGCAAGCGCAACAGGACAUUAAAAAAGAAGCAAAAGAAAUUAGGGAGCUAAGUGAAGAGGAGAAACAAAUGAUAAUCCUCUCAGAGGACUUCCAGAAGUUUGUGGAUCGCGCCGGCAGGAUAAUGGAGCGCGCAUUAGGUGAAACUGUCGAUAUUUACGCGGAUUAUUCUAGAACUGAAGGAGAGGAAGGCUUAGAUGAGAAGUCUCAUCAAAGAAUAUCACUCAAUCGCUGCUUCUUUGACGAGAAAUGGUCAAAGAAUAGAUCGGUUACUGCACUCGACUGGAGUGCACAAUAUCCGGAGCUCUUACUAGCAGCGUAUAAUAAUAACGAGGUGUCUCCGAAUGAACCGGAUGGAGUUUGUUUAAUUUGGAACACAAAGUUUAAGAAAAUGACGCCCGAGUAUAUAUUUCACUGUCAGAGCCCGGUGCUAACGGCGAAAUUCGCCAAGUUCCAUCAGAACUUGGUGCUGGGCGGCACCUACUCGGGACAGAUUGUCCUGUGGGAUAAUCGAGUACAGAAGAGGACGCCUGUGCAAAGGACACCGCUAUCUGCUGGUUCACAUACUCAACCAGUAUAUUGCAUGCAUGUCGUUGGGAGUCAGAACGCCCACAAUCUGAUCUCGAUCUCGAACGACGGUAAGAUGUGUUCGUGGUCGCUGGACAUGCUCAGUCAGCCGCAGGAGGUUAUUACGCUCGUGCGUAGUCAGAGCAGGCCCGUGGCGGCGACCUGCCUCGAUUUUCCACAUUCCGACGUGAAUAAUUUCGUCAUUGGCGGCGAGGAGGGCUCCGCGUUCUCAGCGUGUCGCCAUGGGUCGACUGUUGGUAUUGUCGACACGUACGAUGGUCACCAUGGACCGAUUACGGGCAUAAGUGUUAAUAGCGUGCAGGGCGGCAUUGAUUUUUCACACACGUUCCUCACCAGCUCCAUGGAUUGGACAAUGAAGCUGUGGAGCAUCAAGGAUCAGAAGCCGAUUUAUUCGUUUGAGGAUAAUGGUGAUUACGUGAUGGAUGUUGCAUGGUCGCCGAUUCAUCCAGCGUUGUUUGCUUCGGUUGACUGUGGAGGAAAAUUAGAUUUGUGGAAUUUAAAUCAAAACACUGAGGUGCCAGCGGCGACUGCAAUAGUUGAGGGUAAUCCUGGUUUAAAUAAAGUGUCGUGGACACCUUCGGGAUUACAUGUAACAGUUGGAGAUACAAAUGGAAAGAUUUUGGUUUAUGAUGCUGCUGAGGGUUUCGCACAUCCGAGAAAUGAUGAAUGGAAUAAAUUCUUAUACACGACACAAGAACUACGCAACAAUCAAGUAGAUGAAGAACUAGAAAAAUUGAAUUUAAGCAUUUCGAAUACGCCGCUUUCUAGCAUGAGCUCGUUGGGGACGAGCAAACUCAUGUAAAACCGCUUAGGAAUUUGUUAUUUGAUUUUGAAAAGCCGUCAAUUUCUAGCGCCGAGCGUCAAAGAACGAAGUGUCAUAUUCUGUUUUCUUCUUAUUUGAUCUUAACCGCCGAAGUCAGCUAACCACUAUCACGAGAAUUCGGCUCCGUAACUUUUUUCGCUGCAUCUGCAUUCAACUACGCAUAAACUAGCUUCUAAUCUUAACGAACUGAUAUUUAAACCAAGCAAAGCACAGAAACAGAUAUUUAUUGCGGUAAUAUUACACCUACAGGAAUUAGUUCAAAAACGAAAAUCCUCUCAAAAGCUCUUCACUUGUGGGUAAAUUGUUGGGGCGAUAAAUACGGGAACAUUUUACUGUUAAUAUUGUGAGCAUUGUGAGAAACGAAUGAAGUGUGUUGUACAUAGCGCGCUAAUUUAUUAUUAUUGUAACGUUUUGCGAUGCGUCGAGUACGUCUUACGAACUCUUCUUUUUUUUUACUUAAUAUUAUUAACGUGUUAAUUUCUUCCUAUCCGGUGAUUAUUUCUUGUGAAACAAGCGAGGCGAAAGAAGUUUGUAAUUUGCGUUCGGUUCCACUUCGAUUUGUUGCGUUGAGUAAUUUUCUUGUUUAUUGGUUAUGUAUUUGUAUAAAUCGUACAGAAGAAAUUUUGCUAUCCGAACAUGAAUGACAGACAUGUGCGAAAAGAUUAAUGAAAAGUGAUCUAAAAUGAAAAUAAACAACAGAUUUAAACAGA
Molecule: messenger RNA, 3093 nt
Organism: Dalotia coriaria
Lineage: Eukaryota; Metazoa; Arthropoda; Insecta; Coleoptera; Staphylinidae
Gene: sw
Product: short wing
Exons: 12
Coding region: 182-2362 (726 amino acids)
Biological process (GO): transport along microtubule
Cellular component (GO): cytoplasmic dynein complex
Molecular function (GO): dynein light chain binding; dynein heavy chain binding
Source: RefSeq, a predicted model, not a curated record